This is a messenger RNA of Calidris pugnax (ruff), 3502 nucleotides long. RefSeq names its product phosphoinositide-3-kinase regulatory subunit 2 (gene PIK3R2). Gene Ontology annotation, molecular function: 1-phosphatidylinositol-3-kinase regulator activity; protein binding. NCBI's taxonomy places the organism in Eukaryota, Metazoa, Chordata, Aves, Charadriiformes, Scolopacidae. The transcript is spliced from 16 exons. Gene Ontology annotation, biological process: phosphatidylinositol phosphate biosynthetic process; insulin receptor signaling pathway. The record is from RefSeq and is a predicted model, not a curated record. Gene Ontology annotation, cellular component: phosphatidylinositol 3-kinase complex. The coding region runs from base 509 to 2692 and encodes 727 amino acids.
CGGGUCUUUCCGGGGGCGGGUUCGGAUCGUUCCGGCGACGUUCGGGUCCUUUCCCAGGCUGCCGCCGGGCUGGGAGGCAGGAGCGGGCUGGAGGCGAGCGGCGGCGGAUGGGGCCGGCGGAGAGGUACUGGGAAGGGACACGUAGCAUGCCACACCGUCCUGGGCUGGAAACCUGCCCUGCUUUUGCCCCCUGGACUCCAAGAAACCGGCUUCUUUUUUGGUGAAGCAGCCCCCCAUCUCCUCUUUCUUUGCUGCAUGCCCGCUCGCCAGUGCUGGAUUAUGUUUGUCUCCUUCUCCCUUUGCUCCAUAAUUUGGUUGAAUCGUGGUUUCAAGCUAAGGAAAAGGGGCUGCACCUAAGCUUGCCGGGGGCACCCGGACCUGGCUGCUGGGGUGCUGAUUCCCAGAGAGACAUUGGGAGAGCUGAUGGGGAAGAGCUGCCUCUGAGAUCCCUCCUCUCCUGCCCGACACGCGCUGCCUCGCCGUUCAGAGCCCUUCUCCCCACGACAGAAUGGGCAGCACCGAUGGGUUCCAGUACCGUGCGCUCUACCCCUACCGCAAGGAGCGGGAGGAGGACAUCGACUUGCUGCCUGGGGACAUCCUGGUGGUGAGCAAAGGGGCCCUGCAAGCUUUGGGCUUCAAAGAUGGGGAUGAGCAGACCCCCAAUCAGAUCGGGUGGAUCCUGGGCGUCAACGAGAGGACCAAGCAGAAGGGUGACUUUCCUGGCACGUACGUGGAGUACGUGGGGCCCGUGAAGAUCUCCGUCCCUUCUCACCGGCCCCGGGUGCAGAGACCCCUCCCCGCCACGCCGGGGGCCAGCGGCUGCCGGCUGCAGGAGGCUCUGGAGCAAGGCUCUCCUCUCCCAGACUUGCAGGAGCAGUUCAGCCCUCCUGAGGUUGCACCACCGCUGCUGGUGAAGCUGGUGGAAGCUAUUGAGAAGAAAGGGGUAGACAGCGAGAUGUUGUACAGGACAUCUGGCUCCGAACUGAGGCAAGCGCUGAGAACCGAUUGGACCCUGGGCGACCUGGAGCCCUUCGACGUGCACUCCCUGGGCGAGGCGCUGCGAGGUUACCUGCAGGACCUGCCCUCCCCCGUGGUGCCGGUGGCGGUGCACGGAGACAUCCUUCGUGUCCUGCAGGAGAUUCCCCAGCCGGAGAAUUGCCGGAAGCAGCUGUUGCUGGCCCUGGAAUCGCCUGCGGUCCCACUCCAGAACACGCUCACCCUGCAGUUCCUGCUCCGGCAUCUGGGGAAGGUAUCGCAGCAGGCAGAGAGCAACAACCUCCACCCUCGGGCCCUGGGAGAGAUCUUCGGCCCCCUUCUCCUCCGCCUGCCUGGCGCCAGCCCAGAGCUGAGCCCUGACUUCUCCGUGCUGUUUCUGGAGAUGCUGCUGCAGACGAAGGAGUUGGAGCCAGAACAGUUGCCUCCAGCUUUGCCUCCAAAACCACCGAAGCCAAAGCCCAGCGCAGCCAGCCUGGCCAACGGGAACAGCGUGCCCUUGCAGGACGCCGAGUGGUACUGGGGGGACAUCUCCCGGGAGGAGGUGAACGAGAAGCUUCGGGACACACCAGAUGGUACCUUCUUGGUGCGUGAUGCCUCCAGCAAGAUCCAGGGGGAGUACACACUCACGCUCAGGAAGGGAGGCAAUAACAAGCUGAUCAAGAUCUUCCACCGGGAAGGGAAGUACGGCUUCUCGGAGCCCCUGACCUUCGGCUCGGUGGUGGAGCUCAUCACCCAUUACCGGCACGAGUCACUCGCCCAGUACAACGCCAAGCUGGACACCAGGCUGCUCUACCCCAUCUCCAAGUACCAGCAGGACCAAGUGGUGAAAGAGGACAGCGUGGAAGCCGUGGGGGAGCAGCUGAAGGUCUAUCACCAGCAGUACCAGGACAAGAGCUGGGAGUACGACCUGCUGUACGAGGAGUACACGCGCACUUCCCAGGAGCUGCAGAUGAAGAGGACUGCAAUCGAGGCCUUCAACGAAACCAUCAAGAUCUUUGAGGAGCAGUGUCAGACGCAGGAGAAAUGCAGCAAGGAGUACAUCGAGCGCUUCCGACGGGAGGGCAACGAGAAGGAGGUGCAACGGAUCCUCAUGAAUUCGGAGAAGCUCAAGUCUCGCAUCACGGAGAUCCACGACAGCAAGAUGAAGCUGGAGCAGGACCUGAAGAAACAAGCCUCGGAGAACCGGGAGAUCGACAAGCGCAUGAACAGCCUCAAGCCAGACCUCAUGCAGCUGCGCAAACUGCGGGACCAGUAUUUGGUGUGGCUGACGCAGAAGGGAGCCCGGCAGAAGAAAAUCAACGAGUGGUUGGGCAUCAAGAACGAGACGGAGGACCAAUACUCCAUGAUGGACGACGAGGAGGAGCUGCCCCACCACGAGGAGCGGACGUGGUACGUGGGGAAGAUCAACCGCCUGCAGGCCGAGGAGAUGCUGUGCGGGAAGAGGGACGGCACCUUCCUCAUCCGCGAGAGCAGCCAGAAGGGAUGCUACGCCUGCUCCGUGGUGGUGGACGGUGACACCAAGCACUGCGUGAUCUACAAAACGGCGACGGGCUACGGGUUCGCCGAACCCUACAACCUCUACGCCUCCCUCAAGGACCUGGUCUUGCACUACAAGCACACGUCCCUGGUGCAGCACAAUGACUCCCUGAAUGUCACGCUGGCUCACCCGGUCCUUUCCCAGCCUCCGGCCAGAUGAGCAGCCCGUGCACAACACAACAGCUGCCUUCAGCUUCUCCCCAGGGCGCUGCUUUCUGGCUCUGGACUCUCGCACCCUGUAUAGUUGAGUCUCUGUGCUCCUGCCCCUCCAGAGCCUCCGAGAUGUCUGUUUUGACCGUUCCUGGUGUCCCUUUUUGGUCAGUAGCUGAAACCCGUGUUGGCUGAUGGGACAAAAAGGCUGGGCUGUUGAACUCCCAGCGGGCUCCAGCCUCUAGGAGGUGGGAUCCGGUUGUGAUUGAAUUGCUGUGGGCGAGCACAGCCCCUUCCCCUUCCCCGAUAAGCAAGUCCAGAUCCCCUUCUUGCUGGCAGGUCGCCCCGCUGCGCAUCACUGUAGAGCUAGAUUCCUGAUUUCUCGGCACGCUACGGCGUCGGUCGCUGCUCUGAGCGAGGGUUCUCCCUGCCUGGAUGCCAGAGGAGGCAGAGGAGGAGGCUGGGCUGAGCGUGUGCAUCCUCCACUCUCACUUCCCUCGGUGAUUUUGUGGGUGUCUGGUACGAGGGGUGCUGCUCUUCCCCGCAGAGACUCGUUCCGAAAGGAGAAACCCCAUCCUCCCUGCGGCUUCUGGGCCGAGGGCUCCGCUCCUUGCCGUGCCCCACCUCCCCCUCUUCUUCCCUCCUGUCGUAACCACCCCUCGAGUGUUUCUGUCUGCGGAGGGAGGAUCCAGCUCGCCAUGAAUCUCUCACCUUCCUCGUGCCAGCUAAGCUGUGAAAUCCGUGUUGGUACCCGUGGGUUUUCCUGGCCGGAAUCUGUGGGACGCACAGCUCGUUUCUGGGAGUCUCUGCGAAUGGAUGU